GAGUCGGCGGAUGUGGCUGCAAAUAAAGCGAGGGCGAAUUCUCUCCGUUUUGCUCAAAGGUUUGCCUUUUAUCGCACAAUUUUCUAAAGUAAUUGUUUUAGGAAAAGAAGAAGAAGAAGAAGAAUCCAGGGGGGCAGAGUUCAAUCAAAAUUGAACGACGAUGGUCACUGACAUCGCAACCUUGGAAGAGAAGUAUAUCGAACUAUGCCGGGAGCAAGGCGUCUUACCAAAUACCUCCAUUUUAUCUGGCUUCUUCGAGGCGGAGGUUAAAAGAUCUAGCAAGAAAAAAUGUGUCAUGAAGGUGAUGAUGGAGAAACUGAAAGACAUUGAUUUUUGCCCGCUUGUCAAAUUGUGUGAGGAGAUCAGCACGUCCGAGGUAGAAGGAGUUGAUGUGCUCCUGAGAUCCCCUUGUACUUUGGAGGAUGCUUAUGCUUGGUCAUUAAUCCACUCGAUCGGUCAGAAGCUUCGGGUUGUUGACCUCUUUGAUUCUUUCGGGAAAAGCUUCUGGCGGAACCUUUUCCAUUUCGGCAUGAACUGCAAAGUUUUAAAGUUGAGGUCUUUGCGUAUUCUGAAGCUUAACAUCCUAGGGGAGUUCACCCAGUUGCACACCCUUAUACUAGACAAUAACCGUGUUACCGGUUUCGAGGAAAGCUGCUUUUCUUGCAUGCCCAACUUGACAUGUCUAUCGAUGUGCGAGACACUAGUGUCAAAUCUUUGGACAACUACUGCUGCCCUCUCCAAACUCCCAUCUCUCGAGGAACUCAAGUUUCAGAUUUGGCUCUGUUGCAGUGAUUCUGGCCCUUCAAGAUCCUCACCACCACCAUCAUCAUCAUCAUCAUCUUCUUCUACCAGAGAUGAUGACAAUGUGUUCGGUGAACCCGAUUCUUUCUUUGGAAUAGAUUUCUCAGACUUUUUUGAGCAAAUAAAUCCUAAUUUAAAUGUCGAAGAUGCUCUUCAAAAUGACAUGGUCCUACCUCUCGCCUUGACUUCCGAAUUGAACAAAGAGGUAUCGAUGCAGGAAAGGGUUGGAGCUGGCAGCGUGUUACCGGAUGAAGUUUCUCCGGCUGGUUCUUUCACGAGAGAAGUCGGGAAUGUGGGAUUGAAAUAUAUCUCUUCUAAAGCUUCACCAAUAUGCUUCAAGAAGCAUUACAGGAUGUACAUAAUAAACUCACUACCCCAGUUAAAAGUCUUGGACAAUUUGCCCAUCAGGAAGAGCGACAGAGAUAGGGCCGCCGAAACGUACUUUGCGAAUUUCGAGCACUUGCCUUACCGGAGAAAGAACAAGGAAAGCAUAGUUAGGGUCCUACAAAAACGUGAAACGAGGUCAAGCUGUUCAGGCCCGAAGCACGCAAAGUGGAAAUCUCAGUAUUCUUAUACGAGGUCUCUUUCUGCUACAAGGAUGGCGUCGUCGCCUUGGCCGCUUUUUCACCCUCUUCCGGUUUCAGGAAGAAUUUUGGAAGACGAGAACAUGAGAUUAAGUCCAAGGCAGUUUGAAUACCAUCCGUUGAAUCCUAGUCUCAUGGUCUUCGGGACUUUGGACGGUGAGGUGGUUGUUCUUAAUCAUGAAAGGGGGAAAAUCGUCAGUUACAUCCCGUCUCAUGGCGAGCUAAGUAGUGUCUUGGGACUUUGCUGGCUCAAGAUGUAUCCAUCUAAGCUCAUAGCUGGGUCAGCAAAUGGCACGUUGAAAUUGUACGAUAUCGAGAAAGCAUCCUCAUCUCUUACCAGCACAUAUCCGAGCUCCGGCACUGUGACUUUCGAUGAUUUUGACCAGUUAACUUCUGUUCACAUUAACUCUACGGACGAGCUAUUUCUUACAAGCGGGUACUCAAAGGAUGUAGCUAUGUACGAUAUCAGUAGUGGAACACGCCUGCAGGUGUUCACCGACAUGCAUCGGGAGCACAUCAAUGUCGUGAAGUUUGCUAACCAUUCUCCGUACCUUUUCGCAACUUCUUCGUUCGAUAAGGACGUUAAAUUAUGGGACUUGAGGCAAAGGCCGGUCCAUCCAUGCUAUACCGCUUCCAGUACCAAAGGAAAUGUUAUGGUUUGUUUUUCUCCCGAUGAUCAGUAUCUUCUAACAUCGGCUGUUGACAAUGAGGUAAGACAGCUCUUGACGGUUGACGGAAGGGUCCAUCUCAAUUUCGAGAUUGUCCCCACGGGAAGUUCCAUGAACUACACUCGAUCCUACUACAUGAACGGUAAGGAUUACAUCAUCAGCGGGGGCUGUGACGAGAAUCUGAUCCGGAUUUGUUGCGCUCAAACUGGACGGCGCCUCAGGGAUGUGUCCCUCGAGGGAACUGACUCAGACAUGUCACUGUUGUUUGUUCAGUCUUUGCGUGGAGAUCCUUUCAGAGAAUUCAACAUGAGCGUCUUGGCUGCGUACACACGCCCGAGCUCGGGGUCGGAAAUAGUGAAGGUGAACCUGUUAGCGUCGAAAGAUUCGACGAAAGAACAGUUCCAUGGCCUCCGUUGGCUCCACACAAACAGCAUGGGAGGCUGAGAGAGACAACCAAUGUAUAUAUUGUUCCUUGAAUAAGGUCUUUUUUUUUUUAUCCGUUUGUUCUGUAAACAAAAGCGUUAUAUACAUUGUUUAUCUACUACGGGCGGACGAAGGACCAAACCGUGUGGUAUUUUUUUUUUCUGAA
This is a messenger RNA of Tarenaya hassleriana, 2642 nucleotides long. RefSeq lists its product as uncharacterized. Lineage: Eukaryota; Viridiplantae; Streptophyta; Magnoliopsida; Brassicales; Cleomaceae. The record is from RefSeq and is a predicted model, not a curated record. Gene Ontology annotation, biological process: cellular response to UV-B. The transcript has 11 exons. Gene Ontology annotation, cellular component: Cul4-RING E3 ubiquitin ligase complex. The coding region runs from base 161 to 2497 and encodes 778 amino acids. Gene Ontology annotation, molecular function: protein binding.